Molecule: messenger RNA, 6049 nt
Organism: Bombus huntii
Lineage: Eukaryota; Metazoa; Arthropoda; Insecta; Hymenoptera; Apidae
Gene: Lsm11
Product: U7 snRNA-associated Sm-like protein LSm11
Exons: 4
Coding region: 765-1349 (194 amino acids)
Biological process (GO): mRNA 3'-end processing by stem-loop binding and cleavage
Cellular component (GO): U7 snRNP
Molecular function (GO): U7 snRNA binding
Source: RefSeq, a predicted model, not a curated record
AAAAUUACUUUCUCUCGUUACACGGAACGGGUAUGUUCUUGCGAGCUAAUUCAACGAUCGUUUCGACAGUGGUCGCCGCGAUUGUCGAUCUUUAGCUCGACGUAUUCGUCGAUAGCGAGAAACGGCUCGAUAGGUUUAAUUAUUGCGCGAACCGUGAAACGGUCCCGAUCGAUCAUUCAGUUCGUCGAUGCAAAGCAAACCGAUUCCAAUAAUUAGAAGUUGAUGCAUGUAGAAGCAUGUAACGGGACAGGUAACGCUGGCAUUUCCAUGAAAGUGAAAACAUCGAGUGAAAACUUUCUUUCUGGCUUGUAGGUUGUUUCACUUCCUGUGCGCGUAACCUCACUCUCCUGCCGCCGCUGCAUUUCUAUGCAGCUUCUACACGCCGCUGUCUUUACGUAAUCCUCAGCCGCGAAAGAAAGUUUCCAUCGUUGCGAGGAGGUUAACAUCCUCUAGCCUACCUAUUCAAAUAUCGUUCGCUGCCCCAUGUAAUCGGGAGCAACGCGCUGCGUUGAAAACGAGGCGAUCAAAUAUCUAUAUACCCGCAUGGAAAGAGAACUCUCCAAUGAAACCUUAUUAUUUCCUUUCUUUAUAUAAUCAAUGGAAAUUUGUACGAUGCAAAAACGUCGCUAGGAGCACUUGUUUUCUCUUAGACCCGAAACGUACACAUGGAUGGUAUUGUUUUCAAAGCGGAAGUAUAAACAUCUAUUUGACUCAAGGUGUGAAAUUCAAAUCGCCCGCCGAAACCAGUGUCGGACAGUCUUAACAUGGCAGACGACGAGAGUAGCUCGACGUCCGACGAGAGUUUGGACGCGAAAAGUGAGAAAUUUAAUCCGAUGAAAGCACUUUAUUCAAAAAAGAUUCAACUAUCGGCCAGCAAAGCACCGAUUUACGACAAUGUUUCCAAGUUUGAAGCCGUAAUGUCUGGCCUGGCUGGUCAAAAGAAAAAGAAAGACAAAACGCCCGACGUAACGCGAGGAGAAUGUUCGAGACAACGAUUUUUACCUCAUCAAGAGCCUGUGACUGGCAGAAAGACGACCGGACGACCAGACUGGAGUAUAGAAGGAAGAAACGUCCUCGCGAAAAUGCAAAGAGCCUUCGGCCCGUUAGGUAUGCUACACGGAUACAUGGAAAGUCGGACCCGCGUUAAGGAACCACGAAACGUCUGUCUGGUUGUCGUAUACGCGCGACAUCCUGAGCGUGAUUUAAAAACGCUGAGAAGCACGUUCUCCCUCUAUCAAAGAAAAAAAAUGCGCACUGGUCGAAACGAAAUUUACGAACCGAUCGUGGAAGAGGCCAGUUCAGCACAGAACGCACAGAAGCUGUGUCAGCUAAUAGCAAAGACGACGUAGAAGAGGACGUGAUCCACGAGGAAGGAAGUCGGAAAAGAGGAAAAACCCGGCCGGGCUUCUCGUUUCCCCUUUGUCGUGCGAGAAGAGUGGCUUUCGUGAAAUUCGUCCAAGUGAGUCUCGCAGGAGAGACGGAAAGGGAGACGUGACUUUAGCCAUAAGCCGUAGGUAGGCCGCACAGAGCAUGGACAAGCAAGUCGAGUUGAGAGGCGCGGACGGGCGGUCAGAGACCCCGCAGGGCCGGCGCAAACAGUACAGCAUUACCCACUCGCUCGUUCUAUCGCAACCUGGACCCAACAAUGCUCAAUAAUCGUCCCUGUGAUCGCGCCACCUUUUAACCGACAACCUGGAAAAAUCGUCUGCUCUUUUUCCAUCGGUUUUGCGCCUUUCUUUUUUUUUUUUUUUUUUUUUUUACAGCCCGCAAAAAUACACGUCGAAGAGAAGAGAGAAAUACCAGACGUUGCGUCGUGGUUUUUUUCUUUGCGAGAUCAAGCGAAUCUAAAGAGUGGAAUUGUAGGAAGAGAAAAGAGUCUUGGAACGAUAAGACGGUGGAGAGGGAUCGUUACGAAUAACCAAGAAUAGAUGGAUGGUAAAAGACCGUAAACGAUGAAUUCGACAGCGAUUUCGUUAAUUUCACUUUUCAUCGAACGUGCAUUUUUUACUGUUCGCGAUCGAGCACACAGGAACGAACGAGCGAGCGAGCGUGUAUGCACAGCUCCACGGGACUUUCUCUGUAAUUCGCGGCAUAGUCUUUACGUCUCCUCGGAAUUAUGAUUUCCGCGAUUCGUUAUAAAUACGUUCAACGUGACGCUACAUAAUCAUAACGCUUACCCGUUUUACGCUAACUUUCUGUAACCAGAAACCGCGCAAUAAUGUUCCUAAUUUCGUCGCUACUUUCUCCCCUCUCCCUGUAGACUCCUUUUUUUUUCGUUCUGGUAUAAUUAACGAACACGAAGAGCUUCGCGGUUAUUAACAUUUUUAAUAGAAGCAUCGUCGACGAGAAAGAACACCGAGAGAUUAAACGAAGAUACGACGCAUCGUUAAGACGUAAACAUAGCGCGAGAAGCUUCUACAAAGUUAAUUAUUACUCAUCUCAUUGAUAUCGUAAACGAUUUCAACUUCGUACAUAGGUGUAUACAUGGUAUAAUUUUUAUGCAGGCUGGUGUAGAGGCGAACGAAAAGUCACAAGGCAUGAAAACAAGAAAGAAGUCUAACUUCGUAAGAACGUAAAUUCCGCGAACUCUCUAGUGCGACUAUAGGAUCUGCGUGGCUGGAUUUCGAGCUAGAUAGAUGGUGCGAAAGAUACCCGAAGGAAAAGUUAAAUAUUGACUGGCGCGGCUAGCUUUAACUUCAACGUGGAAUCUUACGCGUCUAUUUUAGUUCCAAGUAAAGGAAUAGGCUGUUCGUUCCAACGUGUUUUGCUAGGAACAUAAACAAUGUACCAAGAAUACUAGGCGCGAUAGAAAUCGCACGGUUAAUGCGUUUCGAUGGCACCCGCGGUGCGAUCCACGGAAACGCUUUGGAAAACUCGCGAAAAAGAAUUGGGACGUCGUCGGUCGUUUCGAAGAGAACCGACGCUUUUUCCACGAUUCGCCGAAACUUUCGACGAUGUCCUAGUCCGUCUUAAACCGUAUACGGUCAAUGAUCCCUUCCUGCCCCGAUUUCACCAAUUUCGCUGAAAAAAAAAAAAAAAAAACGCCUUCUCGUUGCGCUACUAGCUUCGUCUAGUGGCUUUGCGUUUCCAGUUGAUAGCUCGCGGACGCGAUCGAUUAAAAAUCCUUCGAGAAACUCAUUACCGAAAGAUAACGCGAAUUACGUAUUACAGAAAUUAUUAACCCUUGACGUACUGCUCGCAACGUAUGACUAAUUAAAUUAGAAACUCACGAAGCUCUAGAUACAAUCUUUCAGCCUAACAUCGAAUGGUUCGGCGAGUAAUACGCGAUUCAUCCUCUGGAUACUAUAAUAUAAAGCGUAAUGAUCCUCACUCACCGAUCGAGGACGCGCCCGUGACAUCUGGAUCUAGCUGAUUCGCGUAGCUUUCUUCUACUCGAUCGUCACCGAGAGACCGUCGGUCCUCUCUUCCGGUUCUUCGGUGUUCACUUCAAGUCACCAACUGACAAACCACCCACACACUGCACCGUCCUCGUCGGAAGAUUCGUAAUCUUCCAAGUCGCGAUCGUUCUCUGUUACGGUCGUCGUCGUUCUCCACUCUCUGUGCAUCCAGCAGGAUCGAAAGAAUAUUCGUGAAACGACGGUGGAAGAGGAAAUCGACGGGGGGAAAAAUGGUCGCGGCCGUGCAACCGGCACGGUGUCCUUUUGCGAUGUCACUCGGUACUCGAUGUAUACUGUAUAGGUUGGAGCCGUGUAUCGUUCUGUUACGUUCCGGCGGUUUAGCCGGCACGUGGUCGCGUACGAAACACUUUCAGUCUGGCCGUCGAGAGAGAGAGAGCCCACGCGUCUCGUGUGCUUGUAAUCGCGCGUUCGACUGAGCGGCCGAGUACUCCCGAACUCCCCGGCUCUCGCUCGUGCCGCUCUUCCUGCUCGCGCUCGUCUCCUUUCCUCUCCCUCUAACGCACGCCGACUUCGAUGCGUCGCCUCUCUCUACCGCGAGCCUCCCCACUCUUUCUUCGUCGCUCCAAAACGCCUUUUCGUGCAUUUCUCUCCAAUAUUUCGAUCCCUCUUGUUCCUUGUCUCGCGAUGUUCAUCCUUCCUUAUCACUACGACUCUCCCCAUCUCUCUCUCUCUCUCUCUCUCUCUCCCUCUCUCUCUCUCUCUCUCUCUCUCUCUCUCUCUCUCUCUCUCUCUGAGACUCGGACUUCUUUCUUCUUCUGUUUUCACAUUUUUGCAAAUAUUACGAUUAUCCGGUAUCUAUAUACGAUAGCGCAAGUGUGCCGGUUGUCGAUAGCCGUAACGAUUACAGCUUUGUACGUUUUAUCCGUAAUUGUUAGCGACCAAUGGCAGCAUCAAACGCUUGUAUUAGCUCGUGUUUCCUAUUACUUGAGAGUUUACGCCUUGUUCGAAUACUUUCCCUGCUUUCUUUCGCGACGUGCACCGUAUUACGCCACUGUCAGUGCCGCUUAAGCGUUUUCGAUUGAUCGCCUCAUCCUGCGUUCCACGCUUGUCGUUUCCUCGAAGCUCCGAGUUCGACGUUAAACUCGGUACCACGCGAUUUUCUCAAGGCUUUCGUCCUCACCGACUGCAUAGAAGGAAAUCGUACGAAAGCCCAGCGGCUCGUAAUCGUCGAAAGAGAAGCGUCUCGUCCAUCUUCGUUCUCGACACUCUCAUUUUCUUCCAGCUCGCUAUCUCGGUACACUGGAACAGAGGAUUUAUUAUCUGUUACGUCGUGUAAUGUCUUUUGAGGCAGGUUAGGGUGCUUAACUCGACAUUAGCCGUUGAGGUCUGCCCCCUACGGCGGCACUCUUCUGCAUUCUGCCGGUGAAAUCGGUUGACGCGCGAUCAACCACCACGGUAGCAGUAAAUCACUAACCGAGCAUUAACUGUUGCAAACGGUUGAACGUUUUAUUGCGUAUUUGCGUCGAACGCGCGACGAUUAAGUCAACGCUGCCGAGUUAGCUCGUACCGGCCGAGCUUCGAUCGCCGCAGCUCGCCAACGGUGUUAGAGAAAUCUCAAGAAAAGGGUGGACACGAUGCGAUAUCGCUGCAAGGUCGAAUGGAACUUUUAAACGAGCCGUAUAUGGGCCAGUAGGUCAAACAGACAUUAGUAUAUACAUUAGUAUAUACAAAGUAGAUCACGCGUGUGGAAAUCGUGUCGCUCGACGUUCGUCGAUACGUUGGACGAUAUACGAUGCACCGUACGCAUCCAUUAAAAUUCGAUAAGGCUCCGUUGAUUUCCAGCCUACGCUAUCGAUCGACGAAGCCAGACAUCCGUCGCAAACACGGACAUUACAUUUUUUCGUUGCAUCGUGAUCGUUGUCGUUUUAAGGAAUCGACUGAUACGAAUUUACCGAACGGGAGGAUCCAUCUUGGACGAAUCGAACAUUGCGAUCGAUAGCACGCGCGGCCUCUUGCGUUUUCACGAGCAUACGGUCCGUGAUACGAAUGAACGAGUUCUUCCGUAUUUUUCCUCUCUGUCCAGCUUACAAACGAUAAAGAUUGAUAGUGGUAAUCUAGAGAUGCGCCAUAGUAGAAUCACGAAGCGGUAGGAUAAUCCCCAUAGACGAUUCCAUCUACCUGAAUGUUAAGAUUUAUGUGUCUAAUAUGACCGGUAUUAAUUCAUAAAUCCGGAGGGUAUUACCAUCUACGAAACUCGCGAUUCAUAAAUCCCGAGAUUUAUGCGCGCAAUACUAAGCACGAGAUGGAAAUGCUCGCUAGCCCGUUCGCUCGCAAUGUGUGCAGUUAAAUUAACCUUGAAGCGAUUCAGUUGCUCGGAUAAAAUUGCAAAUCUUUUAGCUACUCGCUUUUAGCGUUGCCCGUUAUUAAAUAUUCCGUGUUCACCGUGUUCACAGCGGCGGCGACCACCGUGGACACCGGGUGCGCGUAAAAUCGCGAAAACGAUUUACUCUCUUCUCCACGAAGCGAAUGCUUCGAAGCGCCGUACGCGAGAGAACUGCUGCAUGACUUCGAUUAAAAUUUUUCGGCCAGUCGAGAACGCGCGCGCGCGCAAGCGGGGCCGCACUCGUUCCCUAACGGACCAGUAUAUAUUCGAAAAGAAAAAGAAAAGAAAAGAAAAAAAAAAAAGAAUU